Messenger RNA from Boleophthalmus pectinirostris (great blue-spotted mudskipper), 5251 nucleotides. RefSeq names its product up-regulator of cell proliferation-like. The record is from RefSeq and is a predicted model, not a curated record. Gene Ontology annotation, molecular function: GTP binding. The transcript is spliced from 4 exons. Lineage: Eukaryota; Metazoa; Chordata; Actinopteri; Gobiiformes; Gobiidae. The coding region runs from base 101 to 4894 and encodes 1597 amino acids.
UCCACUGCAGCUGCAGCUCCGUCAGACGCUCUACAAUGAAGGAAGAAGACUUCAGACUGAAUUAGCUGAACUGUCCUGGCCCAAUCUUGUAUUUGCAACCAUGGAGGACGACUGGGUUGAUCUUUACGCUGCAGAAGGAGAAGAGACUGGGACUAAAGAGGAGACGGUCACCUCAAGUGCAAAGGGUUCCAAACUGGAGAGAUUUCUGGAAGAUGUCAAACUAAAGCAUCACUACAAAGAGAAACUGUCCAUGAGCACAAUUCUGCAGAUUGAUACCAAGGCUAUGACUGACAAACCUGUCAAUUCAAAGACAGAUGUGGCCUGGUAUUUUCUAAAGAGACUUAUGAUGGCAAAUGUAACAGCGAGAAAAAUGGCAUAUGCCUCAGUGAGUGACCCGGACAGUGCUAAAUCAAGUACAGAGUUAAACUUUGAUGAUCUGCUCGCUAGUUCAAACUCGGACACGCUGAACCCUCUUGACAUAAUAACAGCCUUGUUUCUGUGCUCUGAUGGUUUUGUGCAGCAGGAGCUGUCACUCAAAAUGUCAAUGUGUCAGUUUGCUGUUCCUCUGCUGCUUCCAAACUGUGACACAAACCAGUGCACACUGAUGCUGUGGGCCUUAAGAGACAUCGUGAAAAAGUACAGGCCUAAAUCUCUCUCUGAGUCCAAGGGCUUCAGAGAAGAACGCAUCGUUCACUCUGAAAUUCCAAUGAUCUCCUUUGUGAGACUUGGUGAGUGCUCUUUGUCCAAAUCUGAGAUUCUCAAUAAGCUCCUGAGCAAUUCUCAGCAAUAUCAUGACACCUUUGUGCACCACAACAUGCAGUGUGGUGACUGCCCAAGAACUAUCUCCAAUGGACUGGCUGAAAUUACUUGGUACCUUCCCUGUGGAAACAAGAACAUUGACAUUUUUGAUGAGCCAGUGGCAGUAGUUAAUCUUCAUGGGGAUAUUGCCUGUUUUGAAACACAGUACGCUUUAUUGUGUCAAGUGUCUUCAGCGGUUUUUGUAUUUUUUGACAAUUUUAAUUUAGAUUACAGCCUUCUCAGAAAAACACCCCAAAAAGACAAGAUUCACUUAGUGGUUGACCAGAAAAACAGACAUUUUAAUUUAGAAAUGCUGAAAAUAGUAGCCACAAAGUUGAGUUUGAAUAAGAGUCGAAUAAUUGUAAAGACAAAAACAAAAAAUGAUGCAGACUUUGUCGAUGACUUACGUGAGUCUCUCACCAGCGUAAUUGAGAAGACCACAACUAAAACGGCAAUAGAACAAAUUGCUGGCAUUGCACUUAAUUUGGGAAUAAAUGUUGAUGAAGACAAAGAUGAAUGUCAGAGAGCCAAAGAAAAUGCAAAUGCAUUAUCUGGCAACAUUAAUGACAUAGUUAAGUUCAAAGCAAAGCAGCUCCCCCUGCAGGGACAAACCUGGAAGGAUCUAACAUCACUUGAAAAGGAGGAGUUUAGGCUUAGGAAAGUUGGAACUCAAAGCAUUGAGCAUUACAAAAGUACCCUCCGUGUGCAAAAAGAAAAACUUAGGGCAAAACAGAAUUCACAUGACAUGAGUAAUGCAAUGCUCUGCUUCAUUAAUGCAAUAUCCAGCCCUGGCAUAGAGAGGUCCUUCUUCUUAAAAUGGCUACGGAUAAAUCUUGAUAACCUGUCUCAUGACAAGCUGUCAGACCUCAGAGAGCAAUAUAAAAGAAAAUGCAAUGAUCCAGAGAACAAAGAAGAGAUUAAAGAAAUUGACAAGCAACUCUCCAAUAGUUCACUGGGAACUGAACAUUUCUUCCGUGAAAUGGGCCAAAUCUAUGAGGCAUCAGUGUCUCUUCCAGAAAAUGACCCUUCACGCCAACAGUUACAGCAUCUCCCCAGACUCUGUGCACAGCUGCUGCUUGAUGGCUUUCCUCUGGAGCUGGUGGAUGGAGAUGCCUCUAACAUCCCUCUCAGAUGGGUGAGUGAUGUUCUGGCCCAGCUCCAUGACCUGGUGUCUCCAAACAACAAGAUUCUGGUGGUCACAGUUCUCGGAGUUCAGAGCACAGGGAAGUCCACUCUCCUCAACACCAUGUUUGGAGUGCAGUUUGCUGUGAGCAGUGGCCGAUGCACUAGAGGAGCCUUUAUGUUACUCAUCAGAAUCAGUGAAGAUCUGAAAGCAAGUCUCAAGUGUGACUUCAUAGUGAUCAUUGACACUGAGGGCCUCAAGUCUCCAGAGCUCGCUCAACUGGACGAUAGCCAUGAGCAUGACAACGAGUUAGCAACCCUUGUGGUUGGAUUGAGUGACAUCACUAUUAUCAACAUCGCUAUGGAGAAUUCUACAGAAAUGAAAGACAUCCUGCAGAUAGUUGUGCAUGCUUUUCUGCGAAUGAAAGAAGUGGGCAAAAAACCCAAAUGUCAGUUUGUUCACCAGAACGUGUCAGAUGUUUCAGCUCACGACAAGAACCUGAGAGACAGAAAACUGCUCCUGCAGCAGUUAAACGAGAUGACUCAGGCUGCAGCCAAAAUGGAGAGAAAAGAGAAGUACAAGAGUUUUACUGAUGUGAUGGACUACGAUCCUGACACUGGAAACUGGUACAUCCCUGGACUGUGGAACGGAAACCCCCCAAUGGCCCCAGUCAAUGCAGGAUACAGUGAAGCUGUCUAUGAACUCAAGAAAAAUGUCAUGCACAUUUUAGAGAAUCGUGCAACACCUGCGAAUAAUAUUGUGGAGUUCCGUGAGUGGAUCACAAGUCUGUGGAAUGCAGUGAAACAUGAAAACUUCAUCUUCAGUUUCAGAAACAGCCUAGUGGCUGAUGCCUACAUGAGACUGUGCACCGAAUACAACAAAUGGGAAUGGGAGUUUAAGAAAGCCAUGCAUGUGUGGAGUGCAAAUGCUGAAACAAGAAUAAAAAAUGCCUCUCAGGAACAUGAGGAUAUUGAAAAACUCCUCACUGAUUUAAAAAAUCUAGCAUGUACAGAGCUAACAAUGUGGGAAACCAAACUUCUAAAUAACCUGUCAGAGUACUUCAAAGAAAAAGAUGGCCAUGUUUAUCUAGUUGAACAGUACAAACAGGAGUUUGAAAACUGCAUUAAAAGUCUUGGAAAUGUAUUACAAAAUACAGUAUUAACUGAGCUUGGGGCUGCUGCAAGCGUGAUACAUGGACAGGCAGAGUUGGACAGAGUAAAGGAGAAACACACAAAAGAAAUAGAAGACAGGGUUUGUAAACUGAUUAAAAACUGCAGAAAGAGACGUGCCAAGAUGACAGAGAAAGAACUAGACAGAGAAUUUGAUCAGAUGUGGGAGAAAACACUAAAUGAACUUAAAUUCUGUAAACUGAAGCCUGUAGAUAUAUUUAGCAAUGUGGAAUAUCAUCUCAGACAGAACCUGAAGGACAAAGGCUGUACAUAUGAAGAAUUAAGCAAAAAGAGUCUAGAAAAAUGUGGACUGGAACCAUAUGAAUACACUGUUGAAGGAAAGUUCAAACAAAUUAAACACCAGUUUUGUAAAUUUGUCAAUUAUGACGAUUAUGUGACAAGAGCACAAAAGUUGUCAAAAAGAAUCAUUGCUGACUGUCAACAGCUUGUCACUGAUAAAGUUGAUCGAAAAAAUAAUUAUCAUGACACCCACAUCCAAGAGAUAUUACACUACAUAGAUGACAGUCUGCAUGAAGAGAAAAUGGAGAAGGACUUUGAGAUUUCUCUGAAGCAGCACAUCUGUGCAAACGCAGCCAGACAGUUUCAAAAAAUGAAUAAUGAUUUUCUUAGUGAAAAUGAUCCUUACCGUUGUUUAAACAAAAACAAAGACAAGUUCUGUGCUGAUUUCAAGGACUUGUUUAAUGAACGAGACCAGUGUCAAAAAAAAGCAGAAGAAUUUACUGAGCAAUGUCUGAGAGGUGCUGUUGAAGACUUCAUCAAACGCUCUUUGGGUCUUGAUAUCAUUGAUGAAAUGCUGAAAUGUCAUGAGUUCAGCACACGAGUAGUUUUUCAAUACACUAUCCUAGAGGAUCUGCUUGAAAAGGAGAGCUUUGAUGACUAUCUAGAAUACACUAGAGCCUAUGAGAACUAUGUGAAAGAAUGGAUUCUCAAUAAGAUAUAUUCACGUUCAUCAGCUGUAUUUGAGUUUGAGAAACAGCACAUUCAGUCUUGUGUCCUCAGCAUAAAUGAAGCAGUGAACAAGGCAAAGGAAGGAACAAGUGAAAAUAUUCAGAUAUUUGUUAAAGACAUCUGUAAAGAGCUUAAGGACAAAUUUUCCAUUUCAAAGGAGGCUCUUGAUACUUUCAUGGUUCUCAACAAUGCCGACAAGGAAUCAUUUGCUCGUUGGCUGAUAGAAAGUGUCAACGAGAUGGGACAGUCCCUUCCAAACAAAUUAAAAACAGACAUCAAAACAAAACUGAGAAGUCUUCAUGUGAAGCCUCAGAAUGUACUUUUUGACAGAGUGAUUGGCUGUGGUAAACAAUGCCCCUUCUGUCACUCUCCAUGUGAUGCUGGUGGAAGUGCCCAUACUGAGCACUGGGCCUCACUGCAUCGCUCUCGUGCUCUUGGUGGUCGCACAUGGGAAGAUUCUAAGAAACUUAUCACUGAUAUAUGCUCAUCAGCAGUGGACAGUGACAUACGUUUUAAAAGUGCUGCCACAAAUUAUGAGUGGCACCCUUAUAAAACAUACAGAGAAAUCUAUCCUGACUGGAAAAUAGCUUCUGACCCCAGCCUUGAGGCAUCAGACUACUGGAAGUAUGUCUUGGUAAAAUUCAAUGACAAGUUUGCAGAAGCAUACAAAGCAGAGCCUGCAGAUAUCCCACAAACAUGGAGGUCAAUUGACAAGGAGAUGGCCAGAGAAAGUAUCAGAAAAGCAUUUGCAAUACCCAAGUAUGCUAUAAAGUUGAAGAAAGAUUUUUCUAUUCUUAAGAGGUUGGCCCAACAAAGAAUUUGUGUAACCAAAUAGUUCUUAUUGUACAGGAUUCGUUGUACUUUUGUCUUUCAAGGACUUUAAUGAUCCAUCAGUUAACAGGCUCAUCACCAGGAGUUUUUGUUGUAAACACACACAGAUGUAAUUACUGGUGUUAUCAGAUUAUUCUAGUUAUGUGUUUUAGUUUUUUUGUUUUUUUUCUAUUCAUAUAAUUGUAGUGUCUGUUAUACUGUUUAAAUAUCAUAAUUAUAUUUUUGUUUAAGUUUAAUGAUUGUUUUGCAUGAAUCAUUUAUUAAUGUUGCCAAAUUCUGAUUUAACUGUGUAAUAAUGUCUGCAUCUCCUGAACCAAGUAUGUUUGUGUCAUCAGCAAAUAAAAUGUAUUUGAGCAGUUUA